AUGAGCACCACGAAAGUAUCAUCGGCAGCAACUGCUCCAGAAUCGGAUCCAAAGCAAGUGGAAAAGAUCCUCUUUGUCGAGUGCGGAUUUGGAGCCGAUGCCCACGGACAAGAUUCGACCAAGGCAGCAGUCCGAGCCUGCCGCAAUGCUAUUGAAUUCAACCAGAUUCCUUCCAUUGGAGAUCUCGUUCCGGGGGGCAGAGAAAAUAUGAAGUUGGACGUCCUUCUUGCGGUUCCCGAGACUUAUCAAUCUGGAUUGGAUCUUGCCGCGGUGCGCAACUGUUUCCCCUACGGAAAAGUCAACAUUCAGAUUCAAAGUGGUGGCAUGAUUGCUACCAGUGGCAAGAUGAUUGAAGAAAUGGGAGACAAGAAUGAAGACAUGGUGGUAGUUUGUGUAGCAGUGACUGUAGGAUAUUAG
This is a messenger RNA of Seminavis robusta, 417 nucleotides long. NCBI's taxonomy places the organism in Eukaryota, Bacillariophyta, Bacillariophyceae, Naviculales, Naviculaceae. The record is from the annotation of a GenBank genome assembly.